This is a messenger RNA of Coniophora puteana RWD-64-598 SS2, 884 nucleotides long. RefSeq names its product amidase signature enzyme. The transcript has 6 exons. Lineage: Eukaryota; Fungi; Basidiomycota; Agaricomycetes; Boletales; Coniophoraceae. The record is from RefSeq and is a predicted model, not a curated record. The annotation marks the transcript as partial.
GCUCGAUGCAACAGCGUUGUGCGAGAAGAUAGCUGUGCGUGAACUGAGCUCAGUCGACGUCGUCAGCGCGUUUGGGAAGCGUGCAGCCAUCGCGCAUCAGGUAACGGGGUGCUUGACGGACUUCUUCCCUGAAGAGGGCAUCGCACGAGCUCGCGAGCUAGAUGAGCACCUGGAGAAGGAAGGGGAAGUCGUAGGUCCGUUGCAUGGCCUGCCAAUAUCCAUUAAGGACCUCAUACCUAUCAAAGGUCGAUGGGGUAGCGGUGGCUACUUGAGCAGCACAAGGAUCUCAGAGAAGGACUGCGAUUUGACGAUAAUCCUGCGCCGACUCGGAGCCGUAUUCUACGUGAAAACAAAUCAACCACAGACUAUUAUGCACUUAGAGUGCCAAUCUUGCUAUGCACGUACCCUGAAUCCAUACAAUACCAACCUGACUCCCGGUGGUUCGUCUGGAGGGGAAGCGGCGCUUGUGGCAAUGAAAGGAUCGCCCAUGGGCAUAGGAACUAAGGUUGCAGAGACGGAGGUGGAUCUAUCAGAGCUCCUGCGCCCACUGCGGAGGCCUGGUUCAGACGCUAUUCUGCCCGCCACCGGCCCCAUAUGCAACUCAGCGCGCGACAUGCGCCUCCUUCUCUCCGCGGUCCUAUCGGCUCGCCCAGCGAGCAUAGAUCCGAGUUUCUUUCCCGUGAAUCUGGUGAUUCCGGACCUUGGCCAAGCGCUCGGACGAAGGCUGAAGGUGGGGCUUAUGAUACACGACGGUGUCGUACUGCCGCAUCCACCGAUGCUCAGGGCAUUGGAGAUGGCCAGGGAGAGACUGAAGGCGUCGGAUACCGUCGACCUGGUGGAAUACGUGCCAUUCGAGCAUGCCCACGGGUACACUCUUGCCGUGC